ACGGAGGGGCUCAUUCGGGAGCUGAGAUCUGGGAGGUGAAGGAGAGAUCCAUUGGAACCAGGAGAAGAGAAAGGGGCUAGUUUCACUGAAGAGAGGCAGAGCGUGGAGACCAUGGCUGGAUUCUCAGCUCUUGGGCUGCUCUUUCUUUUUCAACUACUAGCCACAUCCUCAGCUCAGAGAGCAGGACCACGAGGCCCUCCUGGACCACGAGGACUCCCUGGACCACCUGGCAAGGAAGGCAUAGAUGGAGAACCUGGCCCACCUGGUUUACCUGGCCCACCAGGGCCGAAAGGUGCACCAGGGAAGCCUGGAAAGGCAGGUGAAGCAGGGUUACCUGGCCUUCCUGGAGUGGAUGGUUUAACAGGACCUGAUGGCCCGCCCGGCCCAAACGGGCCACCAGGAGAAAGAGGGGCUUUAGGACCUGCAGGGCCGCCUGGACCAGCUGGCAAGGGACUGCCUGGCCCUCCGGGGCCUCCAGGACCCAGUGGACUCCCGGGUGGAAACGGACUUCAGGGGCCACCUGGACCAUCAGGUCUUCCAGGAUUCCCAGGACAGCCUGGACCUCCAGGGCCUCCAGGUCUUCCAGGGGUUCUUCCUGAUGGCGGUGGGGACCUUCAGUGCCCAGCUCUCUGCCCCCCAGGCCCUCCGGGUCCUCCAGGAAUGCCAGGAUUCAAGGGGCAUACAGGCCACAAAGGAGAACCCGGGGAAACAGGAAAAGAUGGUGAGAAGGGAGACGCAGGCCCUCCAGGUCCUCCAGGGAUUCCAGGCAGCGUCGGCCUGCAGGGGCCAAGAGGGUUAAGAGGCCUCAUUGGCCCAGAGGGUCCAGUCGGGGACAGGGGACCUAUUGGUUUCAGAGGGCCACCAGGACUCCCAGGACCUCCGGGGAAAGCAGGAGACCGAGGAGACAGAGGACCUCAGGGGUUCAGAGGGCCCAAAGGGGAUACUGGUAGACCUGGACCAAAAGGAUCACCAGGGACUGGUGGACCCAUAGGAGAACCUGGCAUGCCUGGCAAAGAUGGACGAGAUGGAACACCCGGACUCGAUGGUGAGAAGGGUGAUGCUGCCCGCUUCGGUCCUCCUGGAGAGAAGGGGCCAAACGGACUUCCUGGGCUACCUGGAAGACCAGGUCACAAGGGUCCAAAGGGUGAACUAGGUAGUCCUGGAGAGAUGGGAGAGGCAGGUCCGUCGGGAGAGCCUGGUAUCCCUGGUGAGGCCGGUAUCCCUGGUGAGAGAGGUGAGCCCGGACCUAGAGGAUCAUCUGGCGCACUUGGUCUUCAGGGCCCAUUGGGAGCCCCAGGUGUAAGAGGCUUUCAGGGCCGCAAAGGUGCCAGUGGGGAACCUGGACUCCCUGGCCCUACGGGGAUUCGUGGUGAAUUUGGUGACAGGGGUUCUGGUGGAGUUUCUGGUCCCAAAGGUAACCAGGGUGCCGCUGGAGCAGAUGGCCUGCCAGGUGACAAAGGAGAACUGGGUCCUUUCGGCCCCCCAGGACAAAAGGGAGAGUCAGGAGAAAGAGGCGAGCUGGGUCCUAAAGGUAUACAAGGACCUAACGGGACUUCUGGUGUGCAAGGGAUUCCAGGUCAUCCAGGACCUAUGGGCUACCAGGGAGAGCAAGGUAUCCCCGGCAUUACUGGAAAACCUGGCCCUCCAGGCAAAGAGGCCAGUGAACAACACAUAAGAGAACUCUGUGGGGGAAUGAUAAAUGAACAAAUUGCACAGUUAGCUGCUAAUUUGAGAAGGCCCUUGGCUCCUGGACUGAUGGGUCGACCUGGCCCAGCGGGUCCCCCAGGUCCACCUGGGACAAUGGGAAGUGUUGGUCAUCCCGGUGCUCGCGGUCCACCUGGAUAUAGAGGGCCGACAGGAGAACUUGGAGACCCUGGUCCCAGAGGUGAUACAGGUGAAAAGGGAGACAAAGGAGGCACUGGCAUAGGUAUUGAUGGGCCUGAUGGAGAUCAAGGACUUCAAGGUCCACCAGGUGUAACUGGAAUUAGUAAAGAUGGUCGAGAUGGUGCUCAUGGUGAACCCGGUCAGCCAGGUGAUCCUGGUUUACCUGGUGCAAUAGGGGCUCAGGGAACUCCAGGAAUCUGUGAUACGUCAGCCUGCAUGGGUGCUGUUGGAGGAGGAUCCAAAAAAUCUUCAGCACUAAAAGUGGAGAAGUGACUGAAUAUUUAAGU
Mauremys reevesii (Reeves's turtle) is the source of this 2171-nucleotide messenger RNA. RefSeq names its product collagen type IX alpha 3 chain (gene COL9A3). The transcript has 32 exons. The coding region runs from base 112 to 2157 and encodes 681 amino acids. Lineage: Eukaryota; Metazoa; Chordata; Testudines; Geoemydidae. The record is from RefSeq and is a predicted model, not a curated record.